Molecule: messenger RNA, 513 nt
Organism: Caenorhabditis remanei
Lineage: Eukaryota; Metazoa; Nematoda; Chromadorea; Rhabditida; Rhabditidae
Exons: 1
Coding region: 1-513 (170 amino acids)
Source: RefSeq, a predicted model, not a curated record
AUGUUAGUAAUCAAUCAGAAACAUACAUCUCUUCUCGGACUUGGAUUAAAUGGAAUGGGAGUCGGAGCGGGGAUUCUCACGGGGAGUUGUUCUCCAAAACUUCCAGUGAACCCGGAACUCUGUCCCGUUGGAGAUGGGAUUCUACUUGGUGUUGGAGGUAGUUCUGGUCUAGAUUCAAGACUUGGAGCAUGUGGAGCUUGGGUUACUGUAGACCAGGAUUCCGAUGAGAAUGGAAUCAACGUGGGGAAUCCAGAUGACGUGGUUGGUAGUGUUGUAGUAGGGACUUCUGGUGUAGGAGUUAUCGUUUCGAAUGAAGAUCUAGAGGCUCCUCCAACUCUAGCGUCUCCAGAGUUUGAGCCUGGAUUCAGAUUCAAAUUUGAAUUUGAAUUUAGUGUCCACGUGGCAUCCACUCUUGUCGGUGGAGCAGGUUGGUCUUGUUUCUCGAAUGAUGUUAUAGUUGAAUCGGGGUCUGAAAUGAAGGAAGCUAUGUUAUGUAGAGGCUAUGUUGGUUAG